GGCUGUUCACUCAGGUCCCGCUGAAAACUCACUACCCUGUUCCUCCCAUAGCCUCGUGCUAUGUGCUGCAUACUUAUAUCCGUUUUAUCUGUCGUGUUUGCUCACGUCUCUCCCGCAGGCUCCUUCGUUGCUAGCCAGCGACUUGAAAUCCAGCCUCUUAGACUGACCUCGGUCUUUAGAGAGCCAACCGUCAACUGUAAUUGAUAGCUUGUGCUCAGUGUUGCUCACUUUUAUAGACAUCAGAACAAUGUCUCGCUUUUCUAGCCACCCAUACCAUACCAUGCCAGCUAUUCAUUCCUCUCAGAAUGAUCAUCCACUUCCUCUCAGCCCACCGGAGACCGAUCAAGAAUCCUUACCUGUUCAACUGCCACAGGCUUCUCUCAUCGCCGGUGCAGAGCUGGAACAGCUCGGGCAUUCUGCUUUAGGUUUUCCUGAGCGUUCUAAAUUUCAAUCUCGCAGGACGUCUACUCUGCCAUACCAGAACUCGGGAGUGCGAGACAAUCGCGACCGAACCCCUUCACGGGCCUCAAAAUACUUGAUCGUUGUUCUUCCUCCACCAGACUUUCCCGUGGAUCAUGGUCAAUUAGGCAAUCUGGGACCUCGUCACCGAUUAUCUCAAGGAAUCCUCAUGCCCCUGUUGCCUACGAUGUACGGACAGCUCGCUGCAAUCGCACGGGAAUUUAAUUUCCCGAGCACCGUGGGCUUGUGUCUCUACCACCAUAUCACUGAAAAUGGUAUCACCAUGACGCCGCGCAUCUCUGACGAUGCCUGGCAGUACCUAUGGGCACAUCUCAUCGAGUCACGUAAUGGCCUCCAACAUCUUCCCAUCGGUGGUCGCGUAGAAUUCGACAUCGACCUCAACAAAGCCCGCUGGUUCGAUGCCUGGAUUGCUGGUACACUGCGUGACGACACUAUUGUUCCUGUUGCGCAGUCCCAUACAUCUAUCCUGCACUUACAUGGUGAUAGUAAGACUGCAAUUGCAGAGGAGCACAUUGAGAAUGAAGACCGCUGGGAAAACCAGACCAUUCAAUCGAACUCAAGGCCUACAACUAUCCGUCACGCGCCCAAGAAACUCUCCCUCGUCGAUCGGCUAGAUUCCACCGCGCUCCAGGAUUCAUAUAAAGCGUCGCAGGCAAAUUCUCCACCUCUAAACCAUCUUGCGCAUAAACUGUCUCCCAUCCCACAAUCUGCGGCACCGCAGACAUUGAAAGCCGAGCUUCAUCGGCGUGUCAAUUCAUGGCGAGUGAGCGCAUCCUUAGAUCCUGCAUCAAUGACGGAGUCAUAUCAGCCCGUCCCUGAUGCUACAUUUGGUACUGCAGCGAUCGAGGCUACGGAUAAGUACCCCUUAGAGGUAGAGGGAGGAGUUCAAGAGCCUCUGAACUUAGCAGACUUUGCUUGGUCUGCAACAUCUGCCGGGCCACUUAGUCCGCCUCUAGAUUCUCCAUCGUCUUCUUUCCGUCUUCCCUCUGUUCAUCUUGACCGUCGCAUGCAGGAAUCUGUGGUAUUGACACCGAUCACAGCAACUAGCUGGGGACCUCUUGAUGAUGAUUGGCUUUCAGACGUGUCAAGCAUCAAUCGUUUACCCUCGCCUGACAUUGGUAGACGCAUGCUUGAGAGCGCACCCCUGACCCCCGCCACGGCCACUAGCUGGGGGCCUGCUGACGAUUGGCGAUCAAAUGUAUCCAGCAUCGAUCGCUUGCCAUCCCCAGACAUUGCUCACCGAAUGCUGGAAGAUGUUUUAGCGAGCCCAGCCUCUGGAGUUCCCUGGCACAAGGCCUGGUCAAUCUUCGAGGUUAGAAACGUAUCACCUGUAGGGCCACCAUACAGCCCAUGGGCGGGCAUGUCUGCUUCUUCGUCUUCAUGGUUCGAUGUUACAAAAGUGGCAACACUUCCAUCCACUACUUCCUAUAAUCCUUGGGCUGGAAUGCCAUGGGUUCAAGCUUGGCCUUGGUCCGAACUUGAGAGUGCAGAGUCUGGGGUUUUUUAUAGCCCAUGGACCAUGGUGCCUGCCAUCCGUGCAUGGCCUUGGUUCGAUAUUCACGCUUCCCGGGACAAGGGAGACCUGGGCUUGCAGCGCAGCACCUCUUCAAAUCCCUGGGCUGGCAUGCCCUGGUUUAACGUUGGGCCGUGGCAUGAUGUCGACGGUGAACAACCUAGAAAUCCCAUGGUCAUUUCGCUCAGUCAACAAGGAGGUUUGAAAACUGAAUAUCCUAGUCUGGACAUCUACCCAGCUUCCUAUCCUUAUUUCAAUAUUUAUCCCGCGUGGGCAGAGGUGAACAGCGGCCUUAGCAGCGCUAGAGGUUAUCCUACACUUGAUAUUUAUCCUACAGUUUACCCUCAUUUUAAUUUAUAUCCUUCGAUUGCGUGCUCAGUUAUUCCUUCCCCUGAAAAGACGGUGACCUCUCAGCCACAAAAAUCUAUCAUUGUAGAACUUGCUCCAACUUACCUUCUGUUUGAUCUCUACCCACCUCUUUACCCGUAUAAUCUCAAUCUGAUUUAUCCGGCACCGGCUGUCAGAUUAUCUUCAUCUGUGGUGCUCCCGAGUAGCUAUCCGUGGUUAAUUACUUAUCCUCCUGUUUAUCCUCAUGUGAUCCCGUAUCCACAAGCCAGUGAUGAGGUGACUGGACCCCAGAAAGCAGAAGACGAGGUUGCGCAGCCUGUUCAAGUGAAACUUCGGCCGCAAUAUCCUGUUCUUGAUAUCUAUCCUGCAGGCUAUCCAUGGAGCCUCAAAACAGUAUAUCCCUCAACCGAAGUCGAAAAUGCCUUUGAAAUUACUGUCCGCCUGUCAUCGCGCUAUCCAUGGCUAGAUAUCUAUUCUUCGGUUUACCCUUUUGUUGAACCGUAUCAGACGUUAAACAAGACGUGUGAAAGCCCUAUGAGCAGAUCUGAGACUCACUACAAGUCAGAAUUUGUGAAGGUUACCUUAGCUAGGCACUACCCGUUAUUCCAUUUAUAUCCCGCAGCCUAUCCACAUUUUGACCUGUAUCCUACCUUGCCAAAUUUCAGGUCCAGAAGUUCGCAGCAAGAGUCUGCCAAGAAGAUUGUCGAUAGCGUAUUAGUUGACCUUGCGGGCGCUUACCCAUACAUUUGCCCUUAUCUUUCCGCUUAUCCUCACUUCGACCUGUAUCCACAUGUUCAGAUACAUGCGUCCCGUGAUGGUGAGGAUCUGUUGACCAGCAAGUUCUUCGCUUCGAGUAGCACGUACCCAUUCUUGGUCAUUUAUCCUGCUGUGUAUCCGCACUUCGAUCUGUAUCCCGCUCGUACGGUAGAAUUAGCGAGUCGAGAUGAAGAUAUUGCCAACGGCAAUUUAUCCGUUUCAGCGUACCCUUUCCUUGUCGUUUAUCCUCAUGUGUACCCUCACUUCAAUUUGUAUCCCGCCCGUGCGGCAGAACCAGCGAGUCCGAGUCAUGAGGAGAACAUAACCAACGAGCUUUUCGUUUCGAGUAGCACUUACCCCUUCUUGGUCAUUUAUCCUUCUAUGUAUCCACACUUCGAUUUGUAUCCGGCCCGUGCGGCAGAAUUGGCAAGUCGAAAGGAAGAUAUGAUCAACAGCAAGUUCUCCGUUUCAGCAUACCCCUUCCUUGUCAUUUAUUCUGCUGUGUAUCCGCACUUCGAUCUGUAUCCCGCCCGUGCGGUAGAAUUAGUGAGUCGGGAUGAGGACAUCACCACCAACAAGUUCUUCGUUUCAAAUAGCACGUACCCCUUCCUGGUCAUUUAUCCUCAUGUGUAUCCUUACUUCAAUCUGUAUCCUACUCGCGCGGCAGAACUAGUGACCCGGGAAGAAUCAAAUAUUAUCAAUGUAACUGUUGGUUCAUAUCCCUAUCUCGUGAUCUAUCCGUCUGUGUAUCCCUACUUCGAUCUAUAUCCCGGUACCCCCUCGAGAGUCGAUGCUCCUGCUGUAAGUGGAGAAUCAGUUGUCAGAAUGGACCACGGGUACCCAGUCUUGAACAUCUACCCUGCUGUCUACCCGCACUUGGAUAUCUACCCUGCACUUGGAAACGUAGUACAGCCAUCUCAGAAGGCGAGCAAUAUUCCAGUGCGCCCAUUAUCUGUGAAAAGGCGCAGGAAGACACAUGCCGAACUACACGCCGAGAUAGCACAGUCAUCUGGGUUCAUUGUGGCUAGGGGAAAGUCUGUGAAAACACACCGUCAGCUACAUGGAGAGGUUUUUAUUAACGGAGUCACUUGGACACCUAGUGGAUAUGUGCAAGACCUAGCACUUCCCGAUAAACCACGCGAAGAGUUUAAUCGUGGGUCGCGGCGUCGAAUGCCCUCUGUACAUGAAGUAAUACCUCGACUGCCGCAUUCCCGCUCGGUACCCCUCUUUAACCAGCAAUCGUCAACUAGUCCAUCGCUGCGAGAGAGACAACAGCACGUGUUGCAUAACGUUCCACCUAUCCCCCCUCUCCGCAUCAGCAGUCCAGGGGUGCCAGCUGUCUCGGAGUCGCCAAUUCCUGUAUCACCACCUGCAUCACCACCUUCACGAUUGUCGCAAGCCGUGAGAUCCUUUAGAUCAUCGAUAAUGCAGGGGCGCAAUUUCACAUCGACCUCAGAAAACCACAACGAGAGGGCGAAAUCUCCCACGAGGUCUAUGUUCCCUUCCUUUGAUCGACGCAGCUCUAUGAUUCCACCACUACCUCCCCAUGAUCCGUCAGACCUCUUGGGACGAUUGCCUGUCCAGCAGGGCCUUGUUUUGCAGAGGGCUAGGGCAUAUGAACAAUCGACUUCUUCAUCCAAUAAUCAUUCUCACGGCGUGAAAGACACACAAUCAUCAUUGCCCUCGCUGCUUCCCAUUCCUGAUUUUCCCCAUGCGAUAGAUCUGAGUUUGAAGACUGACAGUUCAAGUCUCUUAAAGAACGCCACUCCUUAGACCUCGUCUCGAGUUGUACAUUGUAUUGUAUUGCUACAAAUUAAUCGAUUCAUACAAUA
Suillus bovinus is the source of this 4929-nucleotide messenger RNA. RefSeq lists its product as uncharacterized. NCBI's taxonomy places the organism in Eukaryota, Fungi, Basidiomycota, Agaricomycetes, Boletales, Suillaceae. The record is from RefSeq and is a predicted model, not a curated record. The coding region runs from base 248 to 4870 and encodes 1540 amino acids. The transcript is spliced from 19 exons.